Messenger RNA from Mycena citricolor, 2036 nucleotides. The record is from the annotation of a GenBank genome assembly. NCBI's taxonomy places the organism in Eukaryota, Fungi, Basidiomycota, Agaricomycetes, Agaricales, Mycenaceae.
CCGAACUUGACUUCGACAACCGAGGUAGCUCAAUUAAUGACCGCCGUUCUCUCACCUUCAGAUCCCCUUCGGAGGGAACGGCUCAUGUCUCUAGACGACAACCAUCUCAGUUACUCCUCAUCGAACGACUGGCGGGACAAGUACAAUGAGGUUGCUGACAUGCUCGCGGAAACUCGAGCAGAGCUCGACGAGUUCCAGGUAGCGAGCAGAGAGCUUGAAGCAGAGUUGGAGGCAGAACUCCAAAGGACAGAGAAAGCUCAGCAGGAUCUCAAGGUCAAAGUGGCCCGUGCGGAGACAGAGCGGGACGAUUGGAAGUCCAAAUUUAUGACUUUGCAAACCACCCACAAUACCGCAACUACGACUCUCCAGCGGGAGCUGGAUAAGCUGCGGCAGGAGCACCAGCAGAUUAAAGUGCAACUGCGCGAACUGGAAAUGGGCAACGAUGACCUGGAGCGAAAUGAGCGUGCAGUUUCCUCCAGCUUGGCAGACAUCGAAGCGAAGUACUCCAAGGCUUUGGAAGAGAAGAUCAUACUCGAGCAAGAGAUAAUCGACAAGGCCAAUCUUGAGGAGGAAACACAGCGAUUGAAAGACGAGCUCAGAGAUGCCAACGUUGAGAUAUCGAUAUUGAAGGAUCAGCUAGCAGCGCAAACCAGACGAGACUUCGGGUCUAUCGCGCCUUCCAGCCGCUUCUCACAAGCUACGCAACAAUCAGAAGACGACCUGCUGAAAACCGAGGCGCCUGACGAUCUUCAACUCGAAGAUCUUACUCCAAGCUCAUCUGACAGCCUCCCUUCUGCUUCAGGUGGUUCGGCCGUUGAGGCCACUCCUAAAGCCAAAGUGCACUCUGCUUUCGUCGGUCGAUCCGGCGCCGUACCGUUCAGAUCUCACAUUGCCACUCCACCGAGUAGCUCUGGGAUCGCUCGUUCCACAGCUCUACCUUCACUUUACAGCUCCAGUCCUCGAGCCAGUCCUUCGUUCCGACCAUCCACUGCUCGCAACCCGUCCGCUGUGAGCACGAAUUCGACUUCGAGCACCACUUCCAAGAGCAAAGGGGUUCAGAUGGUAUCUGAAAUGCGUGCCCGGGUCCGUAACCAGGCCAUCCCCAGCGUCCGGGACAUCAACUGCUACCAACAGCACUGUCGGGUCGACGUCCAGCAAGACAUCCGUGCGAACCAGCUGGGAGAGCCUGACGUCCACUUCCAGGAGAAGUGGCGAUCCACCGAAACCUACCAGUGACAGUGAUUCGGACAAGAUCAAGAAGGGUCGCGAAUCAGCGGGGUGGGUAUUGAUAAUGGAAGACUCGCCUUCACCGCCCAAACCGAAACCCGGAGAAAGGCGAAGGCCGUCGAGUCCUCUCGAUCCCAUCCCAUAUCGGCCCGCUGCGUCGACGUCUAUGGCCACCGGUACUCCGAAGCCGAUGAGUCCGACUAAUCCAUUGAAUCAGAGCAUGCUGCCCACAAGUGGUUUGCGGCGUCCCCAAUCGCGAUUGUCCAGUGGCUCUGCGACCAUCUCUAUCCCGUCCUCCUCGUCUUCUUCUUCUCGGCCGUCCACGCCGACCUUCCUACCUGUUCCAACUGCUGGCUUGUAUGCGCAUCAGACCACAGCCGGGUUGACUGGACUGAAGCGACCGACGGGGUCAGCAUCAACUACACCCUAUGCAAAGCGCUCUUCCUUGGGCGCCAGUACGGCAGCAAUGCCUCCGCCUCCGUUGCCCAAAGGGCGGCCGAUGACAAUGCCUCCGUCUGUACGACCGAAUUCCGAACAGUCCGACAAGACUUUACCACAGUUGCCCGGUCACGCGAACGUCACAAUCCGACCGGCCAAGUCGAUCUCCUCCGCUGCGUUAGGACAAAGCAGAAUUGGAAGACCCAGCAGUGGACGGAGAAGCAGAGGAGAUGACGGGCCCCGACCUCGUUCCGGGAGCACUGCGAUGUAAUGGUAUUGUACUACGAUAAUUAUGCUGUAGCACGACGUAUAUUUUCUACGAUUUUCGAUGUGGAUCUACUUAUCUACUUAAAACUUGUUGGACGCAAGAA